AUGCCUCCUGCAGGACUCUGCCCCGGGGCAGCGAUCGACAUCUACACCCCGAGUGCCCUGGAAGUCCUCAACGGGACCGACGUGCGCUUGAAGUGCACCUUCCGCAGCCACGUCCUUCCUGGGGAAAAGGUGACGGUGACCUGGAACUUCCGGCCCCACUCGGGCGGCCCGGACCAGAAUGUGUUCUACUACCACGAGCAGCCUUACCCAGCGACGACAGGACACUUUGUGGGCCGAGUGAGGUGGGACGGCAACAUCCAGAAGAGCGACGCCUCCCUCAUGCUUUGGAAUGUGAGCCCGGCUGACAACGGCACUUUCCAGUGCCAGGUGAAGAACCCCCCAGACGUGGAUGGCAACAUCGGGGAGAUCCAGCUGGCGGUUGUGCUGAAAGUGACCUUCUCGGAGAUCCACAUCUUGGCCCUCCUCAUUGGCUGUACCUGCCUGUUCAUGAUCCUCCUGGUGGUGGGGGUGGUCCUCUGUCGCCAGCAGCGCAGGAAGCGGCAAGAGAAGAAGCUGGAGAUGGUGCAGGCAGGGCGUGACAGGUCAGAGAAAGCCAAGCUGAAGACAGCUGAGCUGGAGGAAAUGACGGUCAUGCGUGGAGAGCGAGUCUGA
Heteronotia binoei (common prickly gecko) is the source of this 612-nucleotide messenger RNA. RefSeq names its product myelin protein zero like 2 (gene MPZL2). NCBI's taxonomy places the organism in Eukaryota, Metazoa, Chordata, Lepidosauria, Squamata, Gekkonidae. The transcript has 4 exons. The record is from RefSeq and is a predicted model, not a curated record. The coding region runs from base 1 to 612 and encodes 203 amino acids. Gene Ontology annotation, cellular component: membrane. Gene Ontology annotation, biological process: cell-cell adhesion.